GAUAACGAGGGGAAGGAAGAAUGGGCCCACGGGGUGGUCAUUUUAAACAGUUUGGUCAGGGGAGGUGCAAAAGACAAGGUCCAAUUGGGCAAAGACCCGACGAGGUGACAGAGCCAUGCAGAUAAUCUGGGGGGAAAGCAUUCCGGGCAGCAGGAAGAGCCAGUGCCAAGGCCCUGGGGCCAGCAGAGUGGAGUCAUGGAGGGAGGAAGCAAGGGAGUGAAUGGCCUGCAUCCGUAGAACCAUUCCUAUCAAGUUCCAGGUGAUGCCGCUGCUCCCAGAACACACACUGAGAAUCCCUGCGUAGGCCCUGGACCAGCUUUGGCCUUUGUUCUUGAGAUGGGGAGCUAUUGGAGGAUUUUGAGGAGGCAGAGAAAGAAGAUGUGACUAAGGCCACGCGGAAUAAGGGCAGAAGCAGGUGGUGGCCGGACCGGUCACGGUGGUCCACGGUGAGGGCUGAGCUGAGGGGGAUUGGGGGGCCAUGAGGAGGACGGAGAUGGAAGAUCAAGGAUCUGAGUAUGUGCCAAAGCUGCCCUGUACACCUGCCGGCCAGAUGGAGCGUUAUUGACGUUGAUUAUCCUCCAAAAGGACACGGAUACCCUCAUACAGGCCCUGUGAGGUGGCGUUUGAUAGCUAUGUUUUCUAGAUGGGAUGCUGGACAGGGAGGACAGACCCUGGACAUCUCUGGACCAGACGUCUGUGGAGCAAGGUCUCACAAGGUUGACUUCCGCGUCUCCCUUAGACGGAGGACCCGAGAAAGGGACGUAUUGACUUAGAGUGGCUCUCGAUGGUGGCAGGUGAUACCGUCUGUGUACAUAAACCAUGGAGUGAGGCGUGUGGGGAAGAGAUCAGUGGUUACAUGGGGGCCUCGAGCCGACCGUCUGGGUUCGCAUCUAACUAUUUGAUGUCGAGCCACUUUCCUGACCUCCAUGCCUCCGUUUCCCCGUCUCGCACUUGGGAAUGGUAAUACUAGUUUCGUGGUUGAUACUUCCAGCACCAUGCUAAGCGCUCACAGGCAUUAUCUCGUGCAGUCACUAAGUGGUACCUGGCACAGAGUUGGGGAUGGAGGUGGGGAUGCUUUUCUGUUUUAUGGCAUUAAGUCCCCCCGCACCCUGUGAGGUAGACACCGAUACUGUCCCCGUUUUAGGGGCAAGAGAACUGAGGAUCAGGAAGGUUAAGUCGCUUGACCAAAGUCACAUAGGGCGAAGGACUCGUGGGGAAUAUCUCAGGUGAGCGACAUGGAAGAGCCAGGACUGAAACCCAGAGCGUCGGAAGCAGUCGACACGCCUAAGGACAGGCAGCGUUUUAGGGGAGACUUCCCAACAAUGACCUUCGCCCCCUUGGGAUUCACUUGAUGUAACCCCCGCCCCUUGGCCUCACUGGACAUUUCACUCCAUCCCCCCCCUUUCCUCUCACACCCCCCACAGCUCACUUGGUAUAUCCCAUGUUCACCCGCCCCAUGAAUCACUUGGUCUGGCCCCUAGAUAUUUCUUGUAUGACUCCUCCAACGUCCUGGCCUCUUAUUUGAGCACCCCAUUCUGACCACAUCCUCCCGAUCAUCUGGCCAUCUCCAGACCGCAUGCCUGCUCUGUGGCCAAGAAGAGACCGAUGAGUCCUUGACUCCUCAUUUGGAACCCAGUUCCCGGCUGCAGCGCCCUCUCUCCAGCUUCGACCUGGUAGUCGUUUGAGCCCCUCUGGCCAGUACCCUCCGUUCCCUCCCUUUUUGUAUGAUUCUGAAUCGCAACAGAACCCGCUAGAAGUUUAUUUCUCCCAUAAAAACUAAGGCCUGAGAUAGGCACUUAAGGCUAGUAUGGCGGCUCCAUUUUCUUGGAGACCCAAGCUCCUUCCAGCUUUCUGCUCUGCCGUCCUCGUCCUACGGGCCUGCUCGAGCUCCAGCAGAUCCCAGCAGGAUGGAGGAGGGGGAAGGAAUGGACAAGAUGACACCGCUUCUCUUUCAGGCUACUUCCUGUGACCCCCUCUACAUGAUACCUCUACCUGUAUCUCAAUAGCCAACACUUGGUCCCAUGACCACAACUAGGCCACAUGAUCCGAGCUAGUUGCAAGGAAGGCUGGGAAAUGUAGUGAUCUGUUAGUAAACAGCUAUUUGGAAGUGACUGGCAAUCUGUGUGUAUUAGUUCACUGGGGCUGCUGUAAGUGCCACAGACUGGGUGGCUGAAACGAGGCACCCUGAAUUAUAUUUCCCUAAUUCCGGAGGCUGGGAGACCGAGAUGAGGCGUCAUUGUGGGCAGGACUGGUCUCUUCCGAGGCCGCUGUCCUUGGUUGGAGGUGACCAGCCUCUCUCUCCCUGUGUGUUCACGUGCUCUCCUCUCUGCGUGCGUCCAGAUUUCCUCCUCUAAUGAGGACACGAGUCAUACCGGCUUAAGGCCACCUCAAUGACCUCACGGUAACUUCAUUAGCUCUUUAAGACUGUGUCCAACAACAGUCGCAUCCUGAGGUGCUAGGGGUUAGGACUUCAACAUAGGAAAUUGGAAGGAACACGGUUCAGCCUAGAACAGCCUGCCACAUUUCUGAUUUCCAGAACGACCUUCAUCACUCAAUCCAGCCAUCCGUUUUGGAAAAAGUCAGAAAACCUGACAGUUUAGAGGUUAUUAAAGUGGUUAAGAUUCCAACACCCGUAAGGGCACAGGACAGGAAAGUGAAAGAGUAGAAAUGAAUCGAGGUGGGGACUAUGAAGAGGUGACGGGUGUGUCCCCUGUCUGAAGGCUGCUCCUAAGCUCCAUCCAGUUCAUUGCGGCCUCAUGAAAUUCCAUGUCCGUGUUUCGGCUCCUCCGAAUUUUUUUAAAACGGAUGCCAAACAUUUUAUGGGACUUUUCCAAAUUUUGUGAUGGCAACUGGUUCAUUUUUUUUUUUUUUAACACUUUCCAGACUAUAAAUAUGACACAUCCAAGGGAUGAGUUUGGGCCACAGGCCACAGUUGAGGUCUCCAUUCCCAGCUGGAUACUGGAAUUCUACGCAUACUUACUGAGCACUUGCUAGGACUCGGGACCCUCUCCUGGGUUCUGGGGACACAGCACUAAAGAAGGAUGCGUUUACUUAAGAGACAGACUUAUCACCCUACAUAUAAAAAUAUGUAAUUGCAAACUGGUGAGAGCUAUGAAUGUAGCGAAUGGGGAACUAUAAGAGACAAAAAUCAGGGACUCAGACUUGUGGUCAAGGAAGAUCUCCAAGUGGAUGAUGAGGUAUGACAUUAACCCUCGAACCCCUUUGUGACUCUGAUGAGAUUCAUCACUGCCUGUGUAAGGUAUGACAUGAAGGAUGAGCAGGAGUAGAGGGAGAGACAGGGAAGCCAGCCUGUGCAAAGGCCCUGAGGUGCUAGAGCAUGCGCUUUUCCUAUUAGGGGAAGUAAAAGGUGGGCAAUAAGAAUGGAACAGAGAGGGGGAGGAGGCUAGGCUGGACCGUGUAAGGCCUAGGAGACCUUGCUGAGGAAUCCGGUCUUCAUCCUCCCCUUCACCUUCAACAAGAUAAACGCAGACGAUCUAGGGAGAUGGUCAGGCAGCAGAAGGAAGAGGACUUGGGGACUUGUCAGCCUUCCUGGUAGACAAGAGUAGGAGAAGAUAAAAAGAAGGGACCGUGUGUGUCCGAGAGGGAGGGCUGGAGAGGGGCUGGGAAGGGGCACAGCGACCAUGGCAACAAGCCCAGUCGAUCCCGCCCGGCCAAAGAUGAAGGGUUUUUACGACAAGGCCUCCCUCCGCCCUCCAGGGUCCUUUGAGGUUGCCUUCCCCGACGCGGCGGAGAAAAUGCGGAAAGUCAUUAUGCAGCUUAAAGAAGGUAAAAUAGACCCCAUCUCCUUCCCCCAGGCACAGACACGGUUAGAAAACCCCACUCCCGAGACCGCCGGCCGCUCCCUUCAGUCCAUCCAGUGGCGGAUCUGUGAGCCGCUUGGGGAGAGGGGCACGCGCGGGACACGGGCCCUUCUGCGUGGACCGCUUGGGUUCCGGCCCCGCCCCUUCGAAAGAAGGUUUCCUCCCCAGCUAGGACCCCUUCUUGGGGCGGUCCUGUCUCAGAUUAGCCCGGGCCUCUUCCUGGAUCUCGGGGUCUGGCCCUGUGCACUCCGUGAAAGCAGGCUCCUUCUAGUCUGGCCUCGCCUCUUCUCUAACUGGUCCCUGAGGAGCGCCCAGCAUCUAGCCCCGCCCCGCCUCCUUGGUGCAUGCCACAGGCCUGCCUCCCUUAGAUGGCCAGCAGCAAGCCCGUGCCUGACCGCUUGGUGGAAUGCUGCAGGCUUGGCCGGGUCCCCAGGUGGAACACAGCAGGCCUGGCUCCUCUCCCUAGGCAGGCCUGGCUCCGCCUCCGAGGAAUGCAUCCGGCCCAGUAACGCAUCCUCUAGGGGAGCUUCAGGGUGGGCACCUCCCGCGACUUCCCGGGCAGUAACGCUUCCUUUCUCUCUGCAGUCCAGGCCUGCAUCCCUCCCUGCGGCCUCCAGGAGGUCUCUCGGCGUUUCCGCUGCCGAGGAUGCUACUCCACAGUUUGCGACCUCCCGCUGGACUGCCCAGCUGCCUAAGGAGGAGAUCACCUAUUCCUGGAGGUUCGCAGGAGGAGGUCUCCGGACUCAGGACCUGACCUACUUCCGAGAGAUGCCGCGGGCCCAGGGGUACCUGGCGCGGAUCCGGCCCGUGCAGCCCACUCACCGCGGAACCUUCUCCUGCGUGAUCACGCACGACCAGCGCGCCCUGGCGCGGCUCUACUUCUUUCUUAACGUGACCGGUCCGCCCCCGCGCGGGGAGACCAAGCUGCAGGCCUCCUUUCGGGAAGUGCUGCGCUGGGCCCCGCGGGAGGCGGAGGUGAUCGAGUCCUGGAGGCCGAGCCUGGGCGAGCUGCUGGCCAGGCCUGAGGCUCUGACGCCGAGUAACCAGUGCCUGCUCGCAGCCAUCGCGGCCUUAGCCUCAGCCGGUGUGACUCUGUUGGCAUGAUAAGCUCCUUCUGGACAGGUACUCAUUCUCAUUCACCGACGUGUGCAUUCAUUCAUUCAGCGAAUAUUCAUUCAGCGGAAAUUCAUUGAGCGCUUACUAUGUGCCAGGCAUCUUCAAGCCACUGUAGAGACAGCAAUGAAGAAAUCAGAAUAGAUAAAGGUCUGCACUCCUAGAGAGUUUCGGUUCUAGUGGACGGUCAGACGAUAAACAAGAAAAUUAAGCAAAAUAAAAAUGUGCAUCCAAUUAUAUGAUAAUAUGUGACAGGAAACAAAGCGGAGAAACUGAGACACAGAGUGUUGAGGGGAGAGAAGGAGCAAUGGGAGCUUCGGAGAAGACCUCACAUUUGAAUGAAGAGAUGGGGUGAGAACGGGAGCCUUGCGGAUUAUUCGCGUCGAGUGGUCCAGCAAAAGAAACAGCAGGACCAGAGCCCUGACGCAGGAGUGUGUCUGGUUUGGGGGGGCUGCCAGGAGCCAGGGCAGCGGGAGCAGGGCUUUAGGAAAUGAGUGUGCGGUGAGGUCCGAGAGAAGCCGGGGACCGCGUCACGUAGGACUUUGGGUGCUGUAAGGUCUGCAUUUUCCUCUCUAUGAGAUCAUGGCAUUUUUGGAGGCCACAGUCAUGAUUUGGUUUGAUUUGAUUUAUGCAGCUACUGUAUGGAUAACAGACUCUCGGGGGCCAAGGUGGGAGCAGUGAUCCGGGAAUGAGAGAGCAGCCGUAAUCCGGGAAAGAGGUGUGGCUUGGGGACAAAGUGGUGACAGAGUGAGGAGCCGUGGUUCCAGGUCUGUCCUGAAGGAAAAACCAGUGUGGGAUUUGCUGAUGGACUGGAAUGUCGGGUAUGAGAGGAAGAAAAGAGAGGGGUCCAGGAUCAGUGGUUAGGACAGCAGCGAUGUCCAGUGGGACCCUCUGCCACGAUGGAAAUGUUCUAGCUCUGUACCGGCCAGCGUGGCAGCCGCCGGCCGCCUUUGGCCAUGAAGCAUGCGAAAUGUGGCCAGUGCGACUGAGGGACUGAAUCGUAUAACCUUUUAUGUAGCUUUGAUAACUUAAAUCUAAAUCAUCCCUCCUUUGUGACAACAGAAGUCACAGAGGUGUGUGUCACUCUCUUUAAUAUGGUAAUAACCAUGUAUGGUGCCAGGUGGGUACUAGAUUAAUUAGGGGGGGGAUCACUCUGUAAAUUAUAUAAAUGUCUAACCACUAUGCUGUACGCCUGAAACUAAUGUAAAGCAAUAUUUA
Molecule: messenger RNA, 6152 nt
Organism: Pteropus alecto (black flying fox)
Lineage: Eukaryota; Metazoa; Chordata; Mammalia; Chiroptera; Pteropodidae
Gene: SPACA6
Product: sperm acrosome associated 6
Exons: 6
Coding region: 3642-4925 (427 amino acids)
Biological process (GO): fusion of sperm to egg plasma membrane involved in single fertilization
Source: RefSeq, a predicted model, not a curated record